AUGGCAGACACUCAAGCUUUGAUUUCCGUUCAGGGAAUGACUUGCGGCGCCUGUGUCAAAACCGUUCAAACACAAGUUGGAAAUGUUGAUGGUGUCACUGAGUGUGAGGUGUCUUUGUUGACAGAAGAAUGUCAUGUCCUUUUUGAUAAAGGACGUACUACCACAUCUGAAAUAUUGGAAACAAUAGAUGAGUGUGGGUUUGAUGGUAGCUUAAUUUCUGAGGAACCGCUAGAUUACGAUGUGACAACAACUGAACAAAUUUCAGGGAUUCUUCUCGUUAGCGGUAUGACGUGUGGUGCUUGCGUGAAAACUGUCACUGGUCAAGUAUUGAAACUAAGCGGUGUAUUGGAAUGUGACGUAUCUUUAGUUACAGAAGAGUGCAAAGUUAAGUUCGAUCCCCAUUUCACUUCGAUGGCUGAAAUUGCCGAAUGUAUUGAUGAUUGUGGGUUUGAUGCCAAAGUCAUUAGUGAGAACUCAAGCUCUGUACCUAGCAACGAAAAGCGUUUGUGCUUAAAAAUAUUCGGUAUGUUGUCUGAAUCGGAUAGGGCCGAUAUCGAGUCAAAAGUUUCUGAGUUGAAAGGUGUGAUAUCUAUCGAUACUUCAUUGCAAAGUGAAGAGGCAACAGUCAUCCAUGAUGCUAACGAGAUCGGAAACCGUGAUAUCAUAGACUGUAUCGAAGAGAUGGGGUUUCAAACUUUUAUUUCAAAUACAUUGGAUAAUUCUACACAAUUAUCAUUACUCUCUAAAACUAAAGAAAUCCAAUUCUGGAAGAAGAAUUGUAUAAGAGGUGGUAUUUCUUCUAUUCUAAUAAUGGGGUUGUACAUGUGUGUACCGAUGCUGUUCCCAGCUGUGUUGACUCAUUUCCCAUUCGUACAAACACCAAUUAUUGGCUUGUUUUAUAGAGAUAUCAUCGGAAUUAUCAUUACUACCUACGUUCAAAUCUAUGUUGGUUCCUAUUUUUAUAAAGCUGCAUGGAUCUCUUUGAAACAUGGCUCAGGUACAAUGGACACUUUGAUCGGUCUUUCUACUGUUUGUGCAUAUAUUUUUUCAUGCUAUUCCAUAAUUUCUAGCAUUUACCAUAAAUCGACAAAAAUGCCAAAAGUCAUCUUUGACACCGCUGUCAUGCUUCUCACAUUUAUUUCUUUGGGCAAAUUACUCGAAAAUAAAGCGAAAUCGGAAACUUCAACUGCAAUGAGUAAACUCAUCUCUUUGACCCCGUCCUCCUGUUCCAUAGUUUUACCAGAUGGCUCUACCAGGGAAAUAUCAGUUGAAUUGUUACAACCAAAUGAUAUCGUAGAAGUCGUACCAGGAAUGAAAAUACCAGCUGAUGGUGUUGUUAUUCGUAAUGAAACUGAAGUUGACGAAUCGCUAAUCACAGGUGAAUCGAUGUUGGUGGAAAAAAUCGUCGGAUCUCAAGUCAUCGGGGGGAGUGUCAAUGGACCUGGUCAUUUCUACUUCAGAGCUAUUCGUGUCGGAGAAGAUACAAAAUUAGCGAACAUUAUCGCAACGAUGAAAAAGGCACAGUUAUCUAAAGCUCCUAUUCAAAAAUACGCUGAUAAGAUGGCGGGCAUAUUUGUCCCGUUUGUGAUAUCACUAUCAGCAAUAACAUUUAUAACUUGGAUGCUUGUGAGUUACACGAUGAAGACUCCUCCUCUCAUCUUUAACAGUGAAAAUGGCAAAUUCUUCAUGUGCAUGCAAAUGUCUAUUUCUGUAAUUAUUGUUGCAUGUCCUUGUGCAUUGGGUCUAGCGGCACCUACGGCGAUUAUGGUUGGUACUGGUGUAGGUGCUAGUCAUGGUGUUCUCAUCAAAGGUGGUGAUGUUUUGGAGAAGUGUAGUGCUCUACAGACGUUUUUGUUCGAUAAGACAGGUACCCUCACGACGGGGCGGAUGAGUGUAGAAAAUUUCAUUAAUUAUAACAGUGAUGUAUCUGAUUUACACUGGAAGAUGAUUUCAUUGUGUGAAUCAAUAGGAGAACAUCCAGUUGCAAAAGCUAUUGUCAAUUAUGCUGAUUCCCACGUAAAUAAAUCAAGCAUUUUCGAUUUGGAUUUAUCGAAUGAGGAAGUUCUCAUUGGAAAGGGAAUUUCCUGUAACAUCACAGAUAAAAAUACUUCUAAAAUCCAUACAAUAACCAUAGGUAACAAGAAAUUAUUUCCCGAUGAGAGUUUGAGUGAUAUCGCUUCUUCUACUUUAACAGAAUCUUAUGUUUCCAUCGAUGGUAGUUUAGUCGGCAAAUUUGAAAUAUCUGACAGGGUCAAAGAAGACGCACAUUUUGUUGUAGAAUAUUUACAAAAUUUGGGCAUUAAAUGCUGCAUGGUCACAGGAGAUGCGCAUCAAUCUGCUCUGAAAGUGGCACAACAACUUGGCAUAUCCGCUAAUGAUGUCUUCAGUGAAGUCACUCCUGAGCAGAAACGUGAUAUUGUCAUUCAACUCCAAAACAACGGUACAGAGAGGGUUGCCUUUGUCGGAGAUGGUAUUAAUGAUUCUCCGGCUUUGGUUGAGGCAGAUCUAGGAAUUUCGAUAUCUUCUGGUACUGAUAUUGCAAUCGAAGCUGCCGAUAUCGUUAUUCUUGAUUCGGAUAAUAAAAAUAAUUCGUUAAAAGGUUUGGUUUAUGCACUUGAUAUUGCGCGUAAAACAUUCUAUAGAGUGAAGCUGAAUUUCUUUUGGGCUGUCUGUUAUAACACAUUCAUGAUUCCCAUUGCUAUGGGUUUAUUAGCUCCUUGGGGUAUCACUUUACAUCCAAUGUUGUCUAGUGCUGCAAUGGCUCUAAGUUCCGUGUCCGUGGUCUGCAGUUCGCUAAUGUUGAAGAGGUGGACACCGCCUUCACUCAAUAUCAAAUCAAUGGAAGCUUCCGGUGGAUUGUCAUGGCUUAGAUUUGGUAGAAACAGUAACAGAGGUGAUGAUAUUGAACUUCAGGAAAGAUUGAUGUAA
Kluyveromyces lactis is the source of this 2928-nucleotide messenger RNA. RefSeq names its product Cu(2+)-transporting P-type ATPase CCC2 (gene CCC2). Lineage: Eukaryota; Fungi; Ascomycota; Saccharomycetes; Saccharomycetales; Saccharomycetaceae. Gene Ontology annotation, cellular component: membrane. The transcript has a single exon. Gene Ontology annotation, biological process: monoatomic cation transport; copper ion homeostasis. The coding region runs from base 1 to 2928 and encodes 975 amino acids. Gene Ontology annotation, molecular function: ATP binding; copper ion binding; ATP hydrolysis activity. The record is from RefSeq and is a predicted model, not a curated record.